UCUAGUAAAAUAGAAGAGGGGUGUUGGCGGCAGGGAAAGCGUGGACGCGGUAAGGAGAGAUGGGAGAUGAAAAGGUUAAGAAUGAAGCAAUGGAGAUAAUGGGAUUGUUCCAAGUUCUUCCUCGUCUCGUCGUCUUCGAUCUUGAUUAUACCCUUUGGCCCUUUUAUUGUGAAUGCCGUUCCAAAAAUGAAAAGCCAUCUAUGUAUCCUCAGGCCAAAGGUAUCUUGCAUGCCUUCAAGGACAAAGGAGUGAAUGUUGCUAUUGCCUCAAGAUCACCAACUCCAGAUAUAGCAAACGCCUUCCUUCAAAAACUGGAGAUAAAAUCAAUGUUUGUAGCCCAGGAGAUAUUCUCCAGUUGGACACACAAGACGGAACACUUUCAGAAAAUCAACCGAAAGACUGCGGUGCCCUACAAUGAGAUGCUGUUUUUUGAUGAUGAAAAUCGGAACAUACAGGCGGUUUCAAAAAUGGGUGUCACAAGUAUAUUGGUGGGCAAAGGGGUAAAUUUAGGGGCUUUGAGGCAAGGACUCUCCGAGUUUGUUAAGAAUUCUGCUUCAGUUGAAAAGAACAAAGAACAAUGGCGCAAAUUCUCAAAAGAACCAGGUUCAUCCAAAAGUGAUGCACAGUGACGAUUUAGCAGUCCCCAGCACACAAAGAAAGGUAAUUCUUGGGACAUCAGUUGCACUAGUAGUCAAGAAUAUGGCACAAGUCCCGUAUCGAUUCAUCCUUAUCUGUUCUCAUUAAAGGAUCAUCGUCCAAAUUUUUGGACGUUAUUGUUGUAUGGAUAUUGACACUUUGAACUUGUUCAAUAGGUAGGUUUCCUAUCCUAUGAUGUAAAACACUUUGGAUAGUGGGAAAACGUUUCAUCCACUAUGAUUCAAAAUUUGAAAAGGUUAUUUGUUGGUGAGCUGUUAUUUUC
Messenger RNA from Solanum tuberosum (potato), 919 nucleotides. RefSeq names its product magnesium-dependent phosphatase 1. The transcript is spliced from 4 exons. The record is from RefSeq and is a predicted model, not a curated record. Gene Ontology annotation, molecular function: acid phosphatase activity. NCBI's taxonomy places the organism in Eukaryota, Viridiplantae, Streptophyta, Magnoliopsida, Solanales, Solanaceae. The coding region runs from base 60 to 629 and encodes 189 amino acids.